Molecule: messenger RNA, 660 nt
Organism: Nycticebus coucang (slow loris)
Lineage: Eukaryota; Metazoa; Chordata; Mammalia; Primates; Lorisidae
Product: high affinity copper uptake protein 1-like
Exons: 1
Coding region: 136-660 (174 amino acids)
Biological process (GO): copper ion transmembrane transport
Cellular component (GO): membrane
Molecular function (GO): copper ion transmembrane transporter activity
Source: RefSeq, a predicted model, not a curated record
GGAGCUGGGCAGAAGUGAAGGGGGCUUCUGAGGAGUCUGGAAGGGGUGACAGGUUAAGAUUCUGAGAGGGAGGCACCAGAGGCUGGACUCGACCUAGGAAGAAUCUUCUGCUGACACUCAACUUUACCUGGAAAAAUGAAUCAUUCUCAUCAUCACAUGACAACUACAGCCUCACACUCCCAUGGUGGAGGAGACAGCAACAUGAUGAUAAUGAUGCCUAUGACCUUGUACUUUGGCUUUAAAAAUGUGGAACUAUUGUUUUCCGGUUUGGUGAUCAAUACAGCUGGAGAAAUGGCUGGAGCUUUUGUAGCAGUAUUUUUACUAGCAAUGUUCUAUGAAGGACUCAAGAUAGCCCGAGAGAGACUGCUGCAUAAGUCACAAGUAAGCAUUCGCUACAAUUCCAUGCCUGUCCCAGGACCAAAUGGAACCAUCCUUAAGGAGUCCCACAAAACUAUUGGGCAGCAGAUGCUGAGUUUUCCAUACCUCCUGCAAACCGUGCUGCAUAUCAUCCAAGUGGUCGUCAGCUACUUCCUCAUGCUCAUCUUCAUGACCUACAAUGGCUACCUCUGCAUUGCUGUAGCAGCAGGGGCUGGUACAGGAUACUUUCUCUUCAUCUGGAAGAAGGCAGUGGUAGGGGACAUCACAGAGCAUUGCCAUUAA